GAGACCGCGAGCGAGUCUCACCUGGAUCGAGGGAUCGGUUGAUCCAGAAGUCGUGAACCGAGCAAACCAGUUAGAUAGGUGCCAGCCGUGGCGAACAGAUCGAGCCGGCGGCUGCCAGUCCGAGAGGUACGCCGAGAGGUUACACGUUCUUUCAUCCUGCCGCGGUUCUCGCAGCCGGUCCGAUUGUCGCGGGUUCCCCGAAGUCGCUCGAAGGGCGUUCUCCAAACCCAAAGGGGUUGCCGUGGGACCCCAGAUGAGACGGGGAGGCGCCGGGCGCGGAGGCUCCAUCACUCGACAGGGUUCGACCACGUGGCCGCAGGUGCCCGUUGCGAUCGGGAGUGCCAGGCCUGGGUGGCUGACGUUCCAGGUGUUCUCCAGGUGAUCUGGCGUGGGACAUUCCGAAAAUCUGACUCGGUGGCUCGAAACACUGUUUCGUUCGAAGGCGACGAUGCAUCGUCGCGAGGUCUGAGAAGAACUAUAGACGCAAAGACGCGAUAGAAGCAGAAGCAACAGCAGCUCGGCAGUGUCAGUCAAGAUGUGUGACCGGCGAAAACAGGCUUGGUUCGUCGUUUUCAUCAGCAGCGUGUUGAUGCACACCGUUGUUAUCGCCAGUCCGAUCUAUGUUCCUCAAUUUCUACCGGGAAGCACGGGCAGAAACAUCAGGCACUUGCCCUGCGUGUCACGCAGGAGUGGCGAGACCGGCGUGUGUAUGUUUGCGUUUACCUGCGCGAAGGCUAAUGGCACGCAUCUCGGCACCUGCAUCGAUCGCUUCUACUUCGGUAGCUGCUGCAAGAUCGACGACGAGCCGGACAUCUUCCCGCAGGACAAUAGCAUCGACGACGGGCCGCCGGCGCCGCCGCCAAGGCCGUUCAUCACGACUCGCAAGCCCAUCCCGAGCAACAGCAUCCCGGAGUACUUUGCGAGACCAAAGCCGACAGAUGAGAGGAAACCAACAGAGGCUCCUCAAACCACGACAACACCUGUAAUCUCGAGUACGCAAAGCACGCAAACUUUAGCGAGUACAUUGAGGAACGCGACAAAAUUGCCGACGAAAAAGCCAGUAAUCACGACGGUCGAAAUGACUACGCAGACUACUCGUCUCACCACGUUCCAAACCGUGCAAAGCGCUGGAAGCUCGUCCAGCACGGAAGCUGCGUUGUCGAAGAGCACCGCUAGUACAGUAACUAGACCGGCAAGUAUAUCCCCAAGCACGACGAGGCAACCUACGAAACCGUACACUUCGACUUCCACUCUGCGGCCCAGCAGCGAAGAUGCAACGAGGCUGGCGAUCACCACGACGGUUUCGAAAGCGACCACGAAGAAACCUGCCGUCUCCACGACAACGGUGCAGAAACCGACGACGCAGACCUCUCGGAAGCCAGUGGCUUCGACCACUCGCAGACCGAUCCCUCAAUCGACUACGUCGAAGAAUGUCCUCACGACUACGCAGCAAGUGGUACCUUCGACCAGAUUCCCGCCGAGGAACACGACGUCGCCCAAACCGUUGACUCAGACACCUAUCAAAAAGCCCGUUAGCACUGUUCACAGUACCAAGAGACCUGCCACCACGAUUGUCACCGUGGCAACGAAACGUCCGGUGACGACCACGAAGAGACCUACUACUCUGACGAAGAUACCAUUGAGUUCUUCGAGGCCUCUCGUGAAUUCCAGUCUUGGUACCUCUACUGUACCAGUGACGAGUAGACCUCUCUCGACCUCCGGUUCCUUCAGCAACAUCGGAUCAUCUAACAUAAGCAUCACGGAGAGUACUUUAGCCUCCGUUGGAACCAGACCGUCGACCAUCACAACAUCAACAGCUACAAGCGCAAGCAGUCCAAAGAUUUCCACUACGACGAAAAUCCCGGAUCAAACUAUCGCGAAAACAACAACUCCGAGGACGACGCUGAAGACGACAACAUCGACGAAAACAUCGACCAUCAAGACAAGCAAACCGACGACAACUAAAACAACGACUCAUAAAACGACGACGACGUCCAUACCAUCGCUUUCGACUACGACCAGACCGAAACCUAUUAAAAUUACCAGCGCAACAACUAAGACUACUACUAGACCUGAACAUGAAAAUAACACCACGACGACUACAGAGAGGACGAAGCCAUCGUUGUCGUCGAUCAUUGGAUCGACGGUCAAUGUUACAAGGCCUAAACCCACCACGACAAAACCAGUGACUACACCUUUGGUGAAGAUUCCUGUAAAUAUGUCAUCCAGCAUUGUAGAAGUCACCACGAGUAUCUCGAGUUCGAUAUCCACGUUUACCGUUAAGAACGAAAGCACCUCGACCUAUGUGCCUCCUACCAAGGGUCAGAAUGUUAAUCACACCCUCGAGGAGAUCCCGUUGACUACCUAUUCCCCAGGCUUAGUGACGUGGAGUUCGAAUUCUGAUGAAGUUACCGUAAAGACGCCGGAGACAUCCUCGUCAACGUCGACAGAGGCCACAUCAUCAGAGCAAGCGGAAACUGAUUGGUCCCCGAUAACGACUCCGGACGGCUGGAUAAUGAUUCAAUCGCCCUCCACCGAAAAAUUACCGCAGACUCAGGAGUCGACGACCGAACCGGUUGCGGAAUCCACUGUACAGUCUUUGACUUCUGCCAAACCGUUAAUAGAGACUACCAGCAGUCCCGACAUCACGACGAAACCGAUGAUGACCACUUUGCCUUCAGCGAUUACCGGUAUUACGAUCGACACGGAGCUUCCGGUACCGAUGGAGACUCUCAAUAUGUCGGACUACAAACAAGUGUGCGGACGAAGGCUGUUUCCGGAGGCCAGAAUAGUCGGCGGUGACCAAAGCUCCUUCGGAAAGUGGCCCUGGCAGAUCUCGUUGCGUCAAUGGCGAUCGCAAACGUAUCUGCACAAAUGCGGCGCCGCAUUGUUGAAUGAGAACUGGGCUAUUACCGCGGCGCACUGCGUCGAAAGUGUACUACCUGCCGAUCUGUUAUUAAGAAUCGGCGAACACGAUCUGGCGAACGAGGACGAACCAUACGGAUAUCAAGAAAGAAGAGUACAAAUCGUAGCGACUCAUCCACAAUUCGAUGCGCGGACUUUUGAAUAUGAUCUCGCCCUUCUGAGAUUCUACGAGCCUCUUAUACCCUUCCAACCGAACGUCUUGCCGAUCUGUUUGCCCGACGAUGAUGAGACUUACGUUGGUCGCACCGCCUAUGUUACUGGCUGGGGCAGACUUUACGAUGAGGGACCACUGCCAUCCGUAUUACAGCAAGUUGCAGUACCAGUCAUUAAUAACUCUGUAUGCGAAGCGAUGUACAGAAACGCGGGUUACAUCGAGCACAUUCCGCACAUUUUUAUCUGCGCCGGUUGGAGAAACGGUGGAUUUGACUCUUGCGAGGGCGACAGCGGUGGUCCGAUGGUCAUCCAAAGAGCGCGGGACAAGCGGUGGAUCCUUGCUGGGAUCAUCAGCUGGGGAAUCGGUUGCGCUGCGCCCAAUCAACCAGGAGUUUACACGCGCAUCUCGGAGUUUCGCGAGUGGAUCAAUCAGAUCCUUCAGUUCUGAACUCAUCGUUGGAAGCUCGAAAUUCGCGCUCUCGCGCCGACUCCCUCGGACACUCGGAACGACCGUUGUGCGGACAAAUGGCACCAUCUGCCGGAGCUGUGAGCCAAGUGUAAUUUAGUGCAAAAAGGGGAAGAACAGAAAUAAGAGAUCCCCAGCGUGUUGCGAAACCGGACGACGUAUGGCGCCACCGAUUCGAAUUUCUCGCGAAUAAAACUCUUCGAAACUCUAAUUGAGGACUAUUCUUGAAGAGGCAAUUACGAAUGCGAGUUCGGAAUCUGGCGAAGGCAUGAAUUUAAAAACAAUAAUGCAAAAUACGCCGAGCGCAUUGAGCGGGAAAAGUGAAAGAACAUUUGUAGAAAGACGAAAUCUAAGUCUUUUUUUUAAAUCUUAAUAAUGAAAUUAGAAAUGAAAUUGACGAAAAGAUUUUAUAUCCUCUUCAUCAUAUAUGUCAGACUUCUCCCGAAUAAAAAUUCGACGACAAGUUUACUCUGUGAAGAAACAGAAAAUGAAACCGCUGUUUGCGCUUUAUUUAGAAUUUACAGCCUUUGGCUGCAAAUGGACAAAGAAUGAAAUUUAAUGAACUUUGUAUCUUUUAGUCCUCUAAAUAUAUAUUUCAGAUAUAGAAAAAUUGCAACAUCUACGCAGGAUCUACAAUCCGUAUAUAUGAGUAUCUUAACUCCUGCCUAUUUAUUUAUAUCGUGCAAUUUCUAUAUCAGAAAAUAUCCCUAAAUUAC
Molecule: messenger RNA, 4260 nt
Organism: Camponotus floridanus (Florida carpenter ant)
Lineage: Eukaryota; Metazoa; Arthropoda; Insecta; Hymenoptera; Formicidae
Gene: Np
Product: serine proteinase stubble
Exons: 11
Coding region: 536-3526 (996 amino acids)
Biological process (GO): proteolysis
Molecular function (GO): serine-type endopeptidase activity
Source: RefSeq, a predicted model, not a curated record